GGUCCCGCAGCAGGGCCGGGGGGGGGCGCGGCGGGAGCCCCCGCCAUGGCCUUCACCAUGCUGCGUCCCGUGGCCGCCCGCGUGCUCUACCCCGACCUCAGCAUCCUCUCAGAGGACGAAGAGAACCGGAGCGAGAGCGAUACGUCGGACCAGUCGUUCGGCUGCUGCGAAGGCGCCGAGGUUCGGCGCAAGCUGCCGCGGAAAGCCGGGCCCAUGGUGAUGGUGAAGCAGCGGCAGGCGGCCAACGCGCGGGAGCGGGACCGGACCCAGAGCGUCAACACGGCCUUCACUGCCCUGCGGACCCUCAUCCCCACCGAGCCCGUGGAUCGCAAGCUGUCCAAGAUCGAGACCCUCCGCCUGGCUUCCAGCUACAUCUCGCACCUGGCCAACGUGCUGCUGCUGGGCGAGGGCUGCGAGGACGGGCAGCCCUGUUUCAGUGCCAUCUACGGUGCCAAGGGCGACCUGGACAGCAAGCAGCCCCGCAGCAUCUGCACCUUCUGCCUCAGCAACCAGCGCAAAGGGGGCAGCCGGAGGGACCUCGGGGGCAACUGCCUGAAGGUGCGCGGGGUGACCCCGCUGCGAGUGUCGCGGAGAUGAGCCGGGCUGCGGCAGCACCCGCCUGAGACAGCGGCCGAGCCGGCCGGGGCCGCGCACACACACCCGGCGCC
Molecule: messenger RNA, 668 nt
Organism: Colius striatus (speckled mousebird)
Lineage: Eukaryota; Metazoa; Chordata; Aves; Coliiformes; Coliidae
Gene: TCF15
Product: transcription factor 15
Exons: 2
Coding region: 46-597 (183 amino acids)
Biological process (GO): regulation of transcription by RNA polymerase II; developmental process
Molecular function (GO): protein dimerization activity; DNA-binding transcription factor activity, RNA polymerase II-specific; RNA polymerase II transcription regulatory region sequence-specific DNA binding
Source: RefSeq, a predicted model, not a curated record